Lycium barbarum (goji berry) is the source of this 1509-nucleotide messenger RNA. RefSeq lists its product as uncharacterized. The record is from RefSeq and is a predicted model, not a curated record. Gene Ontology annotation, cellular component: mitochondrial outer membrane. The coding region runs from base 125 to 1303 and encodes 392 amino acids. NCBI's taxonomy places the organism in Eukaryota, Viridiplantae, Streptophyta, Magnoliopsida, Solanales, Solanaceae. The transcript is spliced from 6 exons. Gene Ontology annotation, molecular function: ATP binding; ATP hydrolysis activity.
AUCUAUUAUAAAAAAUAUUGAAACCCACAACACCUUCCUUCACAUCCAACUGAAAAAAAGGAACCCUUAACUUUAUAUAGAGAGAAAAAAAAAGAAAAGAAAAAAGAAUCUAGUGUGUUAUAGGAUGAAAAGUGGUUCAUCAGAGACGAAAUUCUUGCAAGAAUUGAUUCUGUAUGCGGCAAGUGCAGCAUUUAGUUGCCUGGUAUUGUUUGUGGGGCUCCGACAACUCGACCCGAACCGAGAGGCAUCAAAGAAGGCACUUGAACACAAGAAGGAAAUUGCUAAGCGCUUGGGUCGACCCCUUAUUCAAACCAAUCCCUAUGAGGAUGUGAUAGCAUGUGAUGUAGUGAACCCUGAUCAUAUAGAUGUGGAAUUUGAUUCCAUUGGUGGGUUAGAAUCCAUUAAGCAAGCGUUAUGCGAAUUAGUAAUUCUUCCCAUGCGAAGGCCUGAGCUCUUUUCUCAUGGAAAGUUACUGGGUCCACAAAAAGGAGUAUUGCUUUAUGGACCACCUGGGACUGGAAAGACCAUGCUUGCCAAAGCAAUAGCUAAAGAGUCAGGCGCUGUUUUUAUUAACGUGAGAAUAUCAAAUCUGAUGAGCAAAUGGUUCGGUGAUGCACAAAAAUUAGUUGCUGCUGUAUUUAGUUUGGCACAUAAACUCCAGCCAGCAAUUAUAUUUAUUGAUGAAGUGGAUAGCUUUUUGGGUCAGCGCAAGAGUAGCGAUCACGAAGCAUUAACAAACAUGAAGACUGAAUUCAUGGCUUUAUGGGAUGGUUUUACCACAGAUCAGAAUGCACGAGUAAUGGUCCUUGCUGCAACUAAUCGCCCAUCCGAGCUUGAUGAAGCAAUUCUUCGACGUCUUCCUCAGGCCUUCGAGAUUGGGUUCCCUGAUCGCAAAGAGAGAGCAGAGAUUCUGAAGGUGAUCCUGAGGGAAGAGAAGGUGGAAGAUAACAUCGAUUAUGACCGCAUUGCUAGUUUAUGUGAUGGAUACACUGGUUCAGAUCUUCUUGAGCUCUGUAAAAAAGCUGCCUACUUUCCUAUCCGUGACCUGCUUAAUGACGAAAAAAAUGGAAAGCCUUCCGCGGACCCAAGGCCAUUAUUAGAAUCUGAUUUGGAGAAAGUUAUAGCUACGUCAAAAAAGACACAGGUUGCUGCAAAUGAAUACAACACCUUGCGUUCACAGUUUGUUGGAUUAUCAAGGCAUACGGAGACAGAUGAUUCUCCAGUCCAAGCUGCAAUCAGCGAGCUCUCUAAAAUUGUGGUUUCACAAAUUUUAAAUCUCCAGGCAGAAAACCAGGAUUCUUAAAUGCCACUAGCAAUUGCCAUACAGUAUUAUUGAAUGGACUUGCAUGCAUAUGUGGGAAACUGAAAUUGGGUUCUUUAUGACGCCGCGUCUUGGAGAACUUCGUAUCAGGUUUUCUGCUAUUGUAUUAUAUAGGGUAGGUGAUGACAAGACUUUUUAUUGCCAGGUGAACUGAAUGUUUAAGUUAAAAUGUUCAAGAAGUUCUUGUA